AAACUGACGAUUGGUGGCGCUGUUUGCAUUAUGGCGGCGUUCAGUUGUUUGUGUGCUCAUGCAGAUGCGAUGCUGAAUUGAUGAUAGGUCCCAGGCCUUAAAACAUUGUUGAGAUCUUCAAUUUUUUUAUGCUUGCCUGGGGAGCUCCUUGAGUGGGGUACCUGUGGCAUCAUGGAGACCAUACAGCAGAGGAGUCACGCCCUGAAGGAGCUACUGCUGAAGGCAUGGAGGGAGCGCUGGUCAGACGUCCAGUGGAGCACCCAGAUGAAGCAGAUCCUGCCGCCAGGGGUGUCCGGUGACGCCUACAAACUCACAGAUAUUAUCUUGACGCAAGCUUUUGUUGGGCCUAACCCAAACAGCCUGAUGCUGUCCUAUCUGAAGCAUAUCAUCGUGUCUCAGGUCGUUUCACAUACUGCAGUGCUGUCCACCAUCGUCGAAUACGACACGGUGUGCAUCACCAGGCCUUACUGCAUGAGGAGCCUUCUGGAGAUUCUAUCUGGUUGCAUCAACAGAAUCAGCUGCCAGGGUUCUAUGGAGGAGUGCCUGACUCUCUGCCAGUCCUUCCUCCGCGUGAUCCUCUGGCUCCUCCACUCUGUCUCCCUGAUGCUGGACAAGAUGCCUGACCUGCGGGACCUGCAGGUCAUGGCCUCCAACUUGGACAUCGUCAGUGAGAUCCUGCGCAUCAUCUGCACGGGCCGGGUCAACCGGCUGCUGCUCUUCAUCGCCAAACUGGAGGACAAAGCCACAUGGACAGAUAUCGAGGACGCAGUGUCAGGUAUCAGGAGCAUGUUGAGUGCAAUCCAGACGCAGACUUCCCAAGGCCAGCAGAGCAGAGGUGGUAGUUCUCAAUUGGAUCAGCUGCUGAAUACACCCAGGACCAUGCACGCUUCCCAGGGUGCUAACAAGAAGGACAAAGGCGACCGCACCACAGAGUCCCUGAGAGAGCGGCUGGAAAGGAGUCUUAGAGAAGUCCUGAGGCUGGCCCGGAUGGAGAGCAGCCCCAGCCCUUGCAGUAACAGCUUGGAGCUUAAGGCUAUGAGCAGCUGCAUAGGGGUCAUGACCUUCAUGGAGGCUGCCCUCAAUGUGACGGGUGACCUCCAGCCGUUUGUUGACCAGCUGCUGCUAGUGGAGCAGCUACAGAACCUCGCCAGAACGAGCGUGUAUCUGGAGCUGUGCCACGCCAGCCUCUUGGGCCUGAUCGACCUGCCGGAUUCCUCCGAAGAGCUCAAGUGGCUGGCAUUCACUUUCAUUAAGUUGCCUCAAAUCCUUGCCCGCCUGAAGCAGACCCCCUCACCCAGAGACUCCACAGACAAUGCCUUGCACUUCAUGAGCUGCUUUGAGCAGCUGCUGCGGUUCAAUGUGCUGAUCGACCAGGCCGACACCAAACACAACUGUGAUUGCAUGCAGCAGUUGCUACAGCAGUGCAGCAAGCUGGGACUGAUCACGGAAAACCAGCUCCGAGAACUACUCGCAGCAAGAUCGGCGACGCGCCGGGCACCUGUGCAGAGUCGAGGCAGCAGCCAUGGAUCCCAUGAUUCACCCCAACAGUUGCCCAACGCCACUCUGGUCAUCAGGGCAGAGCUCACCUCAACAAGCAUACUCAAGAAUAUGGACAUGGACUAUUCCAAGAAUCCCGACGAGCUGCUGGGGGUGCUGGGUCACAUGAUGUCCGGCAAGAGCUUUGAGCUGAUUAUCGCUGCGCUGGCCACCACGGGGAAACUGAAGAAGUUCACCGCCAAACUCAUCAAGUUCAAUGAACAAGCGUGCAAGCAGACCCAGGCCGAGGUCAGCAAGGGGUCACAGGUCAGGGCUGCACUCUUUGACAUCUCCUUCCUUAUGCUGUGUCACAUCGCUCAACUCUACGGCACUGAGAUGGUAACGUCCAAUGGUGGUGAUUCAUUCUUUGAGUCUUGGGUCCAGCAGUGUCUGCCUGACGAUAACGGUGCCAAGCCCCUGGGCUCCUUUCCAGCUGUCGAACCGUCCAAGGGAGAUGUACUUCUCAGCCAGUACCACUCAGGAAUGGACAUCAAGACUAUGCAAGCCCGUUGGAAUGAAGUUAUUGACACCAUGCCCUACAUCAUGCAGGAGGUUCUGUUUGCAUGGGAGAAUGGAGCUACAAAUGUGGAGCAGAUACAAAAGCUGAUUGACAACAUCACUAGCAAGCUCUGCUGCCUGCCAGUCUGCUGUGCGGCCUGGCUGUGCAGCCACAUUGCGGUGCUGGCCUCCACCGAGCGCAGCAGACCUCUCCGCCUUCUACAGAUCGUCUGCACCCACCAGGCGCCCAGCCAGUUGGGCGUACCCUUGCAGAUCUAUGACAAUGAGAGAAACUCCAUGAUGCAGAUCAUCAUCCGUAAGAUGUGCAGCAGCAGCCCCAUCACUUCCCAGCUGGCCAAGGCCGGCCGCGAUGCUACCCCUUCCAUGCCCCCGGCCAUCCCUGCCACCCAGGUACUGUCCUCCGUCUUUGCCCAGGUCAUGGAGCAGGGCUGCGUGGAUAGGCGAACGCUGGCCCUGGCCGACCAGCUGAUCGCCUGUGGAGGGGUGCUGUGGUUCUGCCGUGGGGUGGUGCUAGAGAUCUGCUCCUUGCACUGCAAAAAUGAGCUUACUAUGGCUGUUGAGGUGGCUUUUGCCCUAUUCCAAGUGGACAUUGAGCAGUUAACCCUGACCUUGACCAGGAAGGUCCUGCCGCGAAUCCUGGCUGAUCCAUUGAACUUUGAGAAGCUGAGCAACCCGCGAGGCCACGCUCUGGCCAGGCUCACAGUGUGGUGUAUCGCGGCAACACUGACCAACCACACCAGCUCAAGAGAUUCUAAGUGUAAGGAGAGCCCUUUCCGCCUUCUGAGAGGGCGCAAGAGAUCUCGGAUGGACUUGGACAGGGAGGACUCCAGUGUUUUGAAAGAUGAGACACGACCGUCUAAGAUCAGGCGAUUGCUGAGUGUUGGGGACGAAGACAAUGCAACAACCACACUGACAGGCUCCGUCAGUUACAGCACUGGAUUUCUUGUUGCCCAGACCCAGCAGCAGUUGAACGAACCGUUCCCCAAGGCACUUGUGUCCCUGUUCCAGCUGCUGUCAUCCCUGAUGUCCAGCAGCAUGAUUGGACCAAGGACUGAGUUUGUGGUUUCCGUCAUCACUGAGAUCAUUCACUGCAGCGAGCACAUCGCCUCAGGAGUGCUGCAGUUUGCUCCAAUCACGAUGAUGUCUCAGAUGCUGAACACAUCCAGUGGACAGUUUCUAUUGGACCUAGCCCUAGCCGUUGGCAGGGUGGACAGUAUCGUAGCCAGACGGCUUGCUGCUAAGGCACUGUGCUACAACAGGAUUGGCCGCUUCUGAAUGUGUGUCACUGGGGCUUGGGCUUCCAGAGCUGUCUAGGCCUCUGUGACUGUACCAGGGUGCUACAUGUUCAAAAUAACUUCUCUAAUGCUAUGGAAUUAUGGGCGUUUUUUAAACUGUUGUCAAUUUUUUUCUUUUGACAUUAACAUGCUCUCGUGGUUGUCAGUUUGCAGAUGUCCGUGUGAAUGUGUGUGCGACCUACAGAAGUAACAGAAGCCAGAAUGUUUGGAGAGAGUGAAGUGCCAAGUACUUCAUGUACUUCAUAUAGUCCAGGUUUCAUCUAUUUGUGGGGGCCCUGGCCAAUGGAACACCUUGAAUGGAUUUCGGUUUUCUUACACUUCUUCUGUAUAUCUCGGUUCUUUGUAACCUUGUUUUUUACGUUCAUGUAGUAGGCAUCAAAAUGGAUUAACUCCAAAUUGAGUCCCCCUCUCUCUAUCCAUACAUUGUAUUAGGGCAGUGACCCAGCUGGAGAGCAGAUGUUGUAUUUCAAAGGAUUAUGCACUCUAAAAGCUACAUUACAGUCAAAUGAUAUUUAAUGUCAACUUUUCCACUGAUUUGUUUUCCGGUGAAUAAAUAUUAAAUUGAUAUACCUCAAAGCACCUUUCAAAUCCUGUCUUUUCUUGGUGUAAGAACUUCAAACUUAACUUACAUUGAGUGAUAGAAUUUUUGUUUUGUUGGAAUGUUUAGACCACAUUGGGGACUUUGGUAUAUCCCCACAAAAUCUACUGUACAACACGUGGUCCCCAUUUGUACUGGUACAUGUACACGCAGGGAACAAGAAUGUGCCCUCCUGCGACCAUGUUGGGAAAGAUUUCCUUUGGUGGCCAAAAGUGAGGGGACUUUGACACAGGUAUGUCAUGUAUGUCCCCACAAUGUGUUAAGGUUCUCACGACAACUGCCAUGCAUCAUGAGUUGUCCCUAAAUGUUUGAAACAAGAAUGUGCCCUCAAAUUGCGAGAACUGUGGCACAUGUAUGGCCUCACGUUUUAUGUCCUCAAAAUGAGUGCUACACGUACAGUAUGUAAAACUGGAAAAGACUGUACAUUAUGCAUAAUGUAAAUGUAUGUAUGCAAAUGUACAUAUACACUGGAUGCUCACAGUACCGUAGCUGAUGCAUUGUACUUAACCAAAUUGCAAGCAGAACUCAAGUCAUCCAGUCUGAAAUGACAAGCUACAUGUACAUGUAUUUAAAAGAAGUACAACAUGUACAUAUCACCCUGUUUGGACCGCUUUCAAACACUUUUUGCCCUAAGUGGGAAAUGAAGCUAGACUUAAAAACAUAACGGCAUCCUGCUUGUUUACAUACAUGUAUGUUUGCCUAUUGGAGCUUGAUGGAUCACAUCCUACAUGUAACUCACUAUCACAGCAGUUGGAAAGUGCACAUGUAUACAAAGCGUAACAUCAUUGCGCUACUUCUCUAUUGAAGUGUGACUAGCAAGUGACUAGAUUCUGCUUGAUGGAAAUUUGCCGAAACAAAAGUCCAUUCUUCUUAACUUUUUACUACUGGGACAUCUUGUCUUCACUUUGGUAAUAAUAAAAACAACCUUUUGCUGUAAUACAUGUACUUAAUACCUUUGGUGUCAAAGGCCUGUCUGUACAAAUUAUGGAACUAAAACAAGAGCCUAACAAAGAAUAUUGGCAUGGUACUGGUAUUAUAAAGUGAAGCACGAACAAAAUGCUCUUCAGCAUAAAGAUGCUUGCCUGCACUUCCAUCUGUGAUAUGCUACAAACAUUGAACUUUCUCUGUUUAAGUUAUGAAAGAAACAUAAGGUGUUAACACAUAAAAUAAAAAAGUCCAAGCAGAUAAAAUUAACGCUUAUUUACAUUUAGUAACAUAAAUCUUGACAUACCGUCGAACUAACCUGUAAAGAUUUUUUUCCAUAGUUUCCCACGCCAUCUGCAGUGCUUCUGAUUUGCAAAUGAAAUAUUCUUGGCUUGCUCUACGAAUAACUUAAGUCAAAUAACUGUUUGCUUUUUAAGUCUAAAGGUACAAUAUAGAAUGGAAAAUUCUGAAAAUCAUUUAGUGUCUUACCAAAAAAAAGCUUCAAAACACCUUAUAGUGCAACAACAGUAAUACUGACUUUUGGUAAUUAAUGAGCAUUUUAAAACUCUGACUGGUUUACAACAUUUACGGGAAGUAUCACUUUUUCAGUGUGGGAACACAGAAAUUGGAACAGCCUGUGAAUCACAGACUUCUCUAUGAUGACCAGGCUGUGCUGAAUGCACU
Molecule: messenger RNA, 5556 nt
Organism: Acanthaster planci (crown-of-thorns starfish)
Lineage: Eukaryota; Metazoa; Echinodermata; Asteroidea; Valvatida; Acanthasteridae
Product: mediator of RNA polymerase II transcription subunit 24-like
Biological process (GO): positive regulation of transcription initiation by RNA polymerase II
Cellular component (GO): mediator complex
Molecular function (GO): transcription coregulator activity
Source: RefSeq, a predicted model, not a curated record